GGGGCCGGUGCGCGCAGGCGCCUGGCGGAAGAGGAAGCGGAAGCGGAAGCGGCGCGGGAGGCGCUAAGAUGGCGUACCAGACCUUCCGGCAGGAGUACCUGCAGGUGCCGCCCGUUACGCGGGCCUACACCACGGCCUGCGUCCUCACCACUGCCGCCGUGCAAUUAGAACUGAUCACACCCUUUCAGCUGUAUUUCAACCCCGAAUUAAUAUUUAAACACUUUCAAGUAUGGCGGUUAAUCACAAACUACUUAUUCUUUGGACCAGUUGGCUUUAAUUUUUUAUUUAACAUGAUCUUUUUAUACCGUUACUGCCGAAUGCUUGAAGAAGGCUCUUUUCGAGGUCGGACAGCAGAUUUUGUAUUUAUGUUCCUUUUUGGAGGAUUUUUAAUGACUCUUUUUGGUCUGUUUGUGAACUUGGUUUUCUUGGGCCAGGCAUUCACAAUAAUGCUCGUGUAUGUAUGGAGCCGCAGGAAUCCCUAUGUCCGUAUGAACUUUUUUGGUCUUCUCAUCUUUCAAGCUCCAUUUCUACCCUGGGUAUUGAUGGGCUUUUCACUGCUUUUGGGGAACUCCAUCAUUGUGGAUCUCCUGGGCAUUGCUGUUGGGCAUAUAUAUUUUUUCUUAGAGGAUGUCUUCCCCAAUCAGCCUGGUGGUGGAAGGCUUCUGAGAACACCGUCUGUUCUGAAAGCAAUAUUUGAUACACCAGAAGAUGAUCCUAAUUACAAUCCCUUGCCAGAAGAACGACCGGGAGGAUUUGCAUGGGGAGAAGGUCAGCGCCUCGGAGGCUAAUACAAGUCUGUGCCAAAACCCAGUGACAACUGGGAGAGACUGACGUGAAUGAAGUACCAUACUGGGGACUCUCAUUCCCCAUCACAGAAAGGACACUUUUUGACAGCUCUCUGGUUUUGAAUACAAGCACUUUAUGAAAUGGCAGUCUAGUCCAAGACACUUCCAGGCUACCAGUGUCUUUCCCAGUCAGGGAAUUUGUUGUUGCUGGUAAUGAAAAUUUUUGGAGCCAAAAACCUAAAACUGGAAACCAUUUCCUGUCAACUUUAGUUAACAAGACCUUGAGUACUUCUUUAAAGUGAUUUCUAAGGCAUUUUUUUGAGCUAUUUGAUACAGGAAACUCUAUGGGAAACUUUACAGGGGACAAAACCAACUUUUUGGGGUUUUAACUCAUUUUUUAUUCUUGGAUAGAACAGCUACAAGAUGGUUGAAAGUCUAAGUCCCUAUUUCAGUGGCAAAAGGUUUUUUAUCUGAGAUGCUGUUGUCUCCAGUCGUGUUUGAAUUGCAAGAAAUACAACAUGUAGCAUAAUGCAGGCUUUUCGCUUUGCCAGUUGGGUUUCUAGAAUGUGCCUCUCUGAAAACACUUGCAGGCUGACACUACAUUUUGAUGGCUUUUCCCCCAAAUACUGUGUGUUCAGAUGACCAGGUUUGAGUCUGGGUGGCUUGUUGAAGUAGGUAGUUCAACAAAAUCCACCCCCACACAUGCAUACUUCUAACAGUUAUUAAAUGACUUGGAGCGCUAGGUAAGAAAAUUUGUCUGGAUUCAGAACUGCUGACAUAUCUCAGAUGGUGAGUGGAAUAAAAUGUCUUGUGGA
Molecule: messenger RNA, 1600 nt
Organism: Tyto alba (common barn owl)
Lineage: Eukaryota; Metazoa; Chordata; Aves; Strigiformes; Tytonidae
Gene: DERL2
Product: derlin 2
Exons: 7
Coding region: 69-788 (239 amino acids)
Biological process (GO): endoplasmic reticulum unfolded protein response
Cellular component (GO): Hrd1p ubiquitin ligase ERAD-L complex; endoplasmic reticulum membrane
Molecular function (GO): misfolded protein binding; ubiquitin-specific protease binding
Source: RefSeq, a predicted model, not a curated record